Messenger RNA from Lipotes vexillifer (Yangtze River dolphin), 182 nucleotides. Lineage: Eukaryota; Metazoa; Chordata; Mammalia; Artiodactyla; Lipotidae. The record is from RefSeq and is a predicted model, not a curated record.
AUGGUUUCUCUGCUGUGCAAAUGUCAUGUUUCUAGUUGUUGCCACCCCAGCUGCUGCCUGCACCCAGCCUGUGGCCCGGUCUCCUGCCACACCACUUGCUCUUGCCCUACCUGUGACCUGUGUCAGCCCCACCUGCUCCCACCCCGUGUGCUGCACUUCUUCCUGCUGCUGAAGCUCUGCCU